UCUUUUCGAGUCAGCACUCUGUUCAGGAUUCGCUGGAUUAUAUUUAAGCUAUAAAGUGACGCGAUGCAGCUGCACGUGAGAGGGUUGAACACGCACGUCCUGGACGUCCAGGCCGGAGACAGCAUAAGCCAUGUCAAGGCAUUGGUGGCCGGACUGGAGUCGGUGAACGCUGAGGACCUCAUUCUGUACUGCGAGGGUAUGCCGCUGGCCAAUGAUAUGGCCGUUGGGCAGCUGAGCUCGAUCGAACUGGAUGUCACCGUCGGUCUGCUCGGUGGUAAGGUGCACGGUUCGCUUGCCCGUGCGGGUAAGGUGAAGGGCCAAACACCGAAGGUGGAAAAGAAGGAGAAAAAGAAGAAGAAGACGGGCCGCGCAAAGCGACGCAUCCAGUACAACAGGCGUUUCUCGAGCGUGGUCCAGGCGUACGGUCGCCGGCGAGGUCCGAAUGCCAAUUCCGCCUAAGAAAAGCAGACAGGCUUGAGAGGGAAACGUGAGCGUGAAAAGUGGAAGGAAACAUCUCCUUUCAGUGAGACGGAUCGCUAAAAAGAUGCGCUAAAACACACACACACUUUAUUCGACGUGUUGUUUGAUUUCGCCAAUAAAAGAAGCAUCAAAAGCUUAUA
Molecule: messenger RNA, 620 nt
Organism: Anopheles nili
Lineage: Eukaryota; Metazoa; Arthropoda; Insecta; Diptera; Culicidae
Gene: RpS30
Product: FAU ubiquitin-like and ribosomal protein S30
Exons: 3
Coding region: 64-459 (131 amino acids)
Biological process (GO): translation
Cellular component (GO): cytosolic small ribosomal subunit; ribosome
Molecular function (GO): protein binding; structural constituent of ribosome
Source: RefSeq, a predicted model, not a curated record